This is a messenger RNA of Lepisosteus oculatus (spotted gar), 1976 nucleotides long. It is a transcript of the gene nanos3, whose product is annotated as nanos homolog 3. Gene Ontology annotation, cellular component: perinuclear region of cytoplasm. The record is from RefSeq and is a predicted model, not a curated record. Gene Ontology annotation, molecular function: zinc ion binding; mRNA binding. Gene Ontology annotation, biological process: oogenesis; negative regulation of translation. NCBI's taxonomy places the organism in Eukaryota, Metazoa, Chordata, Actinopteri, Semionotiformes, Lepisosteidae.
AAGAGGGAGAGACAGACUGGAAGACAUUAGCGACAGGAGAGAAAGGGGAACUCUGGGCAGCAGGGAGAGAGAGGGGGUGCAAUCGUGAUUCCUUGUGGAUAAGCCAGCCCAGAGCAACUGAGGGGGGUGGCCUGAGGCUGGAGAAGAGCUAGCUGGUGAUCUCCCUGACGUUGCCCUACCACCAGAGUGACGCACAGGAGCUACAUCCGCCCCGAGACAGAGGGAUGGGCGGGAGCGCGAGAUGACAGCUCUGCACUCACACCGUUUCUGGAGCGAAUCCCCGAAACUCUAGGUAGAUUGAGUACACAGAUGCACCCUUAUUAAUAACAACAAUUUCACUUGGGGGGGGGGAGGAGGAGUCGGUCUACCGCCAUUUUGGCUCAGCCGAGCCAGAGCACAGUGCAUGCAGUUGCUUGAGCCAAGAUGUCCGACGUACAGCAGGUGUUGCCACACAGUGCCCCCUGGUGGCAGAAAGGUGGCAGGGCAUCACCGCGGUCCCAAUCCACAUUCAUCGCUGUCGGUGGGUUGUGCUGCUUGACUCGAACCCGCUGAGCGAUGAGUGAAAACUGUGACCUGACUCUCGAGGCGCCCGGACAGGCCUUCAGCGGGGUGAAGCCCAGGUUUCAUACUGCACGUUUCACACUGGAACCCAGCCCGGGUGGGAGCCGAACAGGUGAGAGGGAAAUGGAAAGGUAGAAAAGUGUGGAUUUACACGUUCACAUUGCGUAAUUGUUUUGGUACGCUGGCGCGUCGGUGUCUGGUGUUGUUGCCCUCUCUGUGUGUCACGGCAGGUGGAGCCUCGGGUUGCGGGUUCGAGCCCGGGCGCCGUCUCGAGCGAACUGCCCCUCCCUGUGGACACGCCUCUCUCUCCCCCAGCCGGCCGCGCGCCGGGGCCGAGGGCGGGGCCUGGCGGCUGACGUCACGGCGGUGGCUGGACAGAGGGGCUUUGCAGCCCAGUGGACCCGGCAGGUACUGGACUCGCGCGGCCAGGCGGAGACCGGAGCCCCAGUUCUGCGUCUCACCCCUCUGCCUGCGUACGAGAUUCUACGGUGAACCAGGAUGGAUCGGAGGAGACCAACUUUCGACUUGUCCAGAGACUACCUGGGUCUCGCCAAGCUCGUGAUGGAGAUCCGGUCCGACCUGGUGCCCCAGGAAAGAGGCGGCUCCAGAGGUCCGGAGGCUGCGGGGGAGGCGGGGGACAGUGGGACAGUGGCCGGGGUGUCCAGCCCUGGAGCAGCUUGGCCCGGGAGCGGGGCUUUGGAGCUGCCCAGGGACCCCCAGGCACGGCAGACUUCCCGGCUGACCCAGCGGGCUGGGGGACAGAACACCGGCUCGCGAGGUGCGGAGGCGCCGGCAACCCCCAGGAACCCACAGGAGCCCCGCCGGGCUGAGAGCCGCCCCCCGGCCGCGGCCCAGCGGCGCUGCAACUUCUGUUUCCGGAACAAGGAGUCGGAGAGCGUCUACCUCUCCCACAGCCUGCGGGACGAGCUGGGAAAGGUGUCCUGUCCCCUCCUGCGGAGGUACGUGUGCCCGGUGUGCCACGCCUCCGGAGACACGGCCCACACCCUGAAGCACUGUCCCUCGAGGCUGCGCAAGUGAGGGGGGGCCCGGCCCCUGGCAGUGCAUCCGGUUGAGCUGCUGGACGUUUUUAAAGUGUCCGAGAGGAAUUAUUUUAAACUGUUGCCUUGCUUAUUUUAGCCGUGGUGUUGUGGAAUCGGCGAGCCAGUUCGUGUGCGGCCAGCUUGGCGCGGACCUGGCGAAGACGAGGGGAACCCAGCGGGUUUGGGAGCCCCAGCGGUGCACGCGAGAGUUGGGGGGGGACUUGUUGGGGGCCACAUGGACGGUCGCUACUGCACGUUGUCCGAGUCGGGGACUGUUUUCUGCGUUUGACUGUGUUGUCUCUUUGUUAAUGUGAUCCGUACGGUUGUCAAAAACCCUUUUUGGUAUAAACAAACAAAAUAAAACCGUAAAAAGUG